UCAAUGGGCUAGGUUGCUAACAACGUCAGUCUGCCAGAUUCCCUGCGUCUACCAGUCCCACCACGGGUCCAUUUGGGAUCCUCAAACAGAACAUCCCUUAGAGACGGGAUCCAGGCAAGCCAUUAAGAUAGAGCCCGUGGCCCGCUCGGAGGACAGACGGUCCUCAGGUCUGGGAAAGGGGGGAGGGAGGGAAGGAGGCUGAAGAAGCAAGCGCGGCUGCGGGAAGACACAAAAGCUGGAGCGACUCUUCUCCCCCCACCCCCCUCCCCUCCACCCCCCGCUUCCGCCCCUCAACCCUUGCAGCUCAGGCUUUGAAAGCUGAUUCCCCGUUCUGAAUGGAAACUCUGAAGUGCCAGGCACCUUCGUCCUUGCCUCGCCUCCAGGUCCAUGCCGAGAGGAAGGCUCAGCGAUCUGCCCGCGCCAAGCUGCCCCUGCAGGGGCUGAGAUGCUGCUGAAGCCAACUUGAUAUCCUCCGUCCGCGCCCGUAGUGGGAGCGAUGCUGCAAAGCACAGCGCCCGCUCGCUCAGCUCUCCUUCAAGCUGAAGGUUAUCAGCCGCCCCGGCCGUCGCUGCUGCUGUGAGCGCCCAAGGAGAGGGACUCUGGCCGCCUCCUUGGCCGCGGUCCUCGGCGCGGUGAGGGAAUAGCUCUGGCCGCGCCAGCUGGGGAUCCGGGCAGCCCAGCCGCAGCUUCGGCUUGGUGGAUGUGUCUGCAUGAGUUCUGCACCGAAUGGGCGCAAAAAGCGCCCGGGCCGCUCCACUCGCUCCUCGAUCUUUCAGAUCAGCAAGCCGACGCUGCCGAGCGGGGACUGUGAGCGCAGGGGCAGCGGCUCCGAGAGCGCCCACAAGACUCAGAGAGCCCUGGACGACUGCAAGAUGCUUGUCCAAGAAUUCAAUACCCAAGUGGCCCUGUAUCGAGAGUUAGUCAUUUCUAUUGGGGAUGUCUCAGUCAACUGUCCAUCUCUAAGGGCGGAAAUGCACAAGACCCGAACCAAAGGCUGUGAGAUGGCCCGGCAGGCCCAUCAAAAACUUGCUGCAAUCUCAGGCCCUGAAGAUGGUGAGAUACAUCCAGAAAUCUGCAGGCUUUACAUCCAGUUGCAGUGCUGCUUAGAAAUGUACACCACAGAGAUGCUAAAAUCCAUAUGUCUGCUAGGAUCUCUUCAGUUUCAUCGGAAAGGAAAGGAGUCUGGAGCGGGGAUCAAGAGUCCAGAAUGCAAAACUGAAGAGGGUCCAGAAGUCCCCAUUCUAGAAGAUACGCUAUCUUCACCAGUAGACAUUCAGCACCAUUCAUGGCAGGUUUCCACGGAUAUUGAGAAUACGGAAAAGUUCUUAUCCCUGAGGGCCUUUUUGACCUCUAGAAGUCGAGACAUGCGAGAAAUGAAAAACCUUUUAAGCAAACUCAGGGAGACUAUGCCUUUACCAUUGAAAAAUCAAGAUGACAGCAGCCUCCUGAACCUGACUCCUUAUCCUCUAGUUAGAAGACGGAAGAGAAGAUUCUUUGGUCUGUGCUGCCUCAUCUCAAGCUAGACAAUUUCCAUUAAAACUCCCCCAAGAAAGCCAGAUCAUCAAAGAAACAGAUGUCAUUUGCAUUUCAGAUGGAUAAACCACACAGUUAUUGGUUAUGACUAUGUUUUCUAUACUUCCCUCUUAAUUUUCUUUCUUCCCUUUUCAAGAGUUUUACACUUUAAUUAAUAUCAAGAACCAGAGAGAGAACAGAUUCAAAAUGGAGGGUGUUUUUAAAAGGAUUUUUUAGAUGACCUAGUGCAUGUCUGCUCUAAACCAUACAAUGACUAGAUGCAAGAAUUAUGAUUUUAAAGUUAUUCUAAGUUUUUUAUGUAUUGUAUAAAUUUCAAAUGAUUUCAUGUACAGUAGCAUAAUUAUAGUUCUUACUAGUUUCAUGUUAAUACUUUAUCAUAUAUGAAAGAGUCUUUAAACAUAGAAAUAUAUUUAAAAUUACAAAACCGUGUUCAACAUUAUUAAAUCACUAGAAGUAAUAUUGUUAAGAGAACU
Sarcophilus harrisii (Tasmanian devil) is the source of this 2006-nucleotide messenger RNA. RefSeq names its product regulator of G protein signaling 7 binding protein (gene RGS7BP). Gene Ontology annotation, biological process: G protein-coupled receptor signaling pathway. The record is from RefSeq and is a predicted model, not a curated record. Lineage: Eukaryota; Metazoa; Chordata; Mammalia; Dasyuromorphia; Dasyuridae. The transcript is spliced from 7 exons. Gene Ontology annotation, cellular component: neuron projection; nucleus; postsynapse. Bases 711 to 1523 code for a protein of 270 amino acids.